Messenger RNA from Cygnus olor (mute swan), 4511 nucleotides. It is a transcript of the gene FUT4, whose product is annotated as fucosyltransferase 4. Gene Ontology annotation, molecular function: alpha-(1->3)-fucosyltransferase activity. NCBI's taxonomy places the organism in Eukaryota, Metazoa, Chordata, Aves, Anseriformes, Anatidae. The transcript has a single exon. The record is from RefSeq and is a predicted model, not a curated record. The coding region runs from base 64 to 1128 and encodes 354 amino acids. Gene Ontology annotation, cellular component: membrane.
CGGCAGCGGCAGCAGCAGCAGCAGCAGCAUGCGCUGGGCGGCCCCGCGGCUCCCCAGCGGGCGAUGGAGCCGUGCCCCCGCCGCAGCUGCCCCAGGAGAUGGCGGCGGCUGUGGCGGCGGCGCUGGGCGCUGGCGGCCGGGCUGCUGAGCGCGGCGCUCGCUUUGUUCGCCUGCCUCCGGCAGCCGCAGCCCCGGGUCCCGACAACGGGCCGGGCGGGGGACGAGGUGACCGUGCUGCUGUGGUGGGAGCCCUUCGGCCGCCCCCGGCGCCCCGCAGACUGCCGGCGGCGCUACAACGUGACGGGCUGCCGCCUCAGCGCCGACCGCGGCCGGCUGGGCGAGGCGAGGGCCGUGCUCUUCCACCACCGCGACCUGGCCCUGCACGGAGCCCAGGGGCUGCCCCGAGGGCCCCCGCCUCGCCCCCCGCGCCAGCUCUGGGUGUGGAUGAACUUCGAGUCGCCCUCGCAUUCCCCCGGCUUGCGGGGUCUGGGCGGCGUCUUCAACUGGACCAUGUCCUACCGGAGGGAUUCGGACGUCUUCGUGCCCUACGGGUACCUCUACGCGCUGCCGGAGCCCCGGCCCUUCGUGCUGCCCCGCAAGACGAGGCUGGUGGCGUGGGUGAUCAGUAACUGGAACGAGGAGCACGCCCGGGUGCGCUACUACCGGCAGCUGAAGGAGCACCUGGCCAUCGACGUGUACGGGGCGCAGGGGCUGGCGCUGGUGGAGGGCAGCGUGGUGAAGACGGUGUCGGCCUACAAGUUCUACCUGGCCUUCGAGAACUCGCAGCACACCGACUACAUCACCGAGAAGCUCUGGAGGAACGCCUUCGCCGCCAGCGCCGUGCCCGUCGUCCUCGGUCCCCGCAGGGCCAACUACGAGCGCUUCAUCCCUGCCAACUCCUUCAUCCACGUCGAUGACUUCCCCAGUCCCAGGCUGCUGGCCACCUACCUGAAAUUCCUCGAUAAAAACAAGCCUAACUACAGGAGGUAUUUUGCCUGGCGGAAGAAGUACGAGGUCCACGUCACUUCUUUCUGGGACGAGCAUUACUGCAGGGUUUGCGAGGCUGUGAGGACAGCUGGGAAUCAAGUCAAGACGGUACGAAAUCUGGCCAGCUGGUUUGAAAGCUGAUGUUCCUGGUGGGUGAGGCUUGCUUGGUCAGCCUCUCUGAGCAGCAGCCUUCACUAAGGCAUGAGGAAGGCUGCAUCUCGCAGAGAUCACCACCUUAGCAAAGUUAGUUUGUCAUCUGUGAGAGAGACGUACGUAAAUAAGCUGGGGAAAAAAAAAUUAAAAAUGACAAAAUGAAGAUUUUUACUACAGGGCAAAAUCCUGAAAGUACAGAGAAACAUCAGGCAAGAGGAUUCUUCAAGAGGAAAGUUUAAUUAAAGUUCCAGAAGUCAUGCAGAUCUGAAACCUUCGCAGUUGUGCACAGCUAAAUGUAAAUAAAACAUGCCAAGUUCCUCGGCUGUACAGCUGAAACCAAUUUUGUCAGCUAUGACAGCUUCCUGGUCUGUGAAACUUUCUUCUGCUUAUAGGGGAUACGUGAUCAGUGCUGGCUUUCUGCAUUCCAAAGACAAAAGCAAAUACUUUUAACAGUGAUUAUUAAGAAAAUCAAAGUUAUUUGCCGACAAAUGCUGAGCCGCAAGUGUUGAACGUAAGAAUGUGAUGAUACGGUAGCACUUUUUAGCAGUGUUAAAUUGCAGCAGCCAAAUAAUAAUUCCUUGAGCCAAAUAAAAAUUCCGUUUAGGAAAAAGUGUAUGGAAGGGUCUGGGUGUGAGUGGAACCAACAGCUCAGAUGAUAUAAAGUAUUUCUUCCACUCCUUACCCAAACCAUGAGCACAUUUGUCCUGUAUGAAGGCAGAGAAGAGCCGCAAGUACAGGAAAAGACAGAACGUAGAAAUAAAGUUGGAAUGUUUCCGCCCUCCCUUUUUUCAGGAAUUUGAAAAUGUUUACAGGAGUCUGCAUGUUUUUCUCUGCAAAAUUACUGCCAUAUAGGAAAAAGCAGGGAAAGACUCAGAACCGCAGGGUUUUUUAUUACUGUAUUUAAUAUGUAUACAGAAAGGCUAACUUAUUUCUCUAGUAUCAUUCAAAUGUCUUAUUGUAUAGCAAAUGCGUUGGUAUAUGGCAUGCAUUUUUAAAAAUUCUGCCAGGUGACAGACUGCUCAGAAUGCUAGCUCUCUGUUUGUGAAACAAUAAUUACAACAAAAAUCCCAAAGUCCAAGUCUCAAAUCACUACCUUCCGGGAGGGAAAUUACUGUAGAGAAUACAAUCUAAACCGCUGUUAAAUACAGGUUGUAUGAGGGAAGUAUAUGAAAAGGGAGAGGAAGGAUUUCUUAUCUUUGGUUUUGAAGGUUUCUUCCGCCUUUUUUUUUUUUAAUGUAUAACUAGUUUUCUAGGCUAAAACUUCCUUGUGCACUGCCUACCCAGAACAUUUACAGGAGGCGUUCCCUUUUAGACUCUGCCAUCCUGCUGGACUAAGAUCUUUGGAGCAGUCAGUGUGUGGUUACUUUUUGGUUGUUUGUAAUCUUGCAUGCUGAAAUCCAGAGAGGGUCUUCAGUUGCAGUUACUGAUCCACAGGAACCUCAGCCCUUCCUGCCCUUUGCAGCUGUAAGAUUUGGUGGCAAAAAAAUGAUAACCUACAAGAGUGCUGUAAAAAUGAUUAAGGGUUUCAUCCUGCUCCCAUUUAAGGCCAUGAAAUUAUCCAGAGACUUCACUUGGAGUAAAAUCAUGGACACAGAACAGGUGGGGAAAGAUGAGUUAGUUGCAAAUAAGAGAGAGGUCAGUUUGUUGGUAUUUGCGAGUCUUAUUUAGGUUAGAAUAGGAUUACACUUGAUUUGAGCAAUAAGGGAUGUCAGGUUAGGUGCUUAGAGCCAUCAGCUGACAGCCUACUGUAAUUUAUUGUAAAUUACAUGUUUCCAUGAUUAGGUAAGCACGGAACUAAAGAUUGCUGAAAAAAAAAUCUGAAAUAAUGGUACAGUUUGUGAAUAAUUUGCAGAGAUUUACGCCUUCAGAUCUUGGUGGCUCCUGUUUUUAUUCUCUCCUGCUUUUGUGGAAGGGAAGAUGGGUAAAAGUACUUCAUGAAUGUGGCUGUUGGUCAUGCCAGAGUUGCUGCAGAGAUUUUAUCAGGAAAGCAGAGAAGACGAUCAGCUCAAUGCAGAGUGCAGUAGAGGUGCUCCCUACUUACUGCUGCGCUUUCAUUUAAACAGUUCCAAGGGAUUCUUUAAAGCAAAGGCAUGCUCUUCAUUGCACGGUCGUCUGUUUCUCUGCCAAUGGUUAAUGCUCCCAUAAAACUGAUUUUGAUAAUUUUUAAAGUAGAAAUCUAAGUAUAACAUUAACACUAACAGCCAAAUGUCAGGUUAAUAGAAUCUCUCUCUUUGAUUUAUCCAUUUUUUUCUUUUUACUGUUUAUCUCAGUUCAUGUAAGCAUAUACAAAAACCUGAUCUUAAAAGCAGUGAGCAGUCUCUGAAAACUAAUAAUUAAGAUUGCACUACUUUUUAUCAGCCUGCCAAAAAGGAUAUUAUUUUAUCAGUCCUUCCAAAUUUUUUAGCAUGUUCUGGAGGUUUUCAGACACACAAUUUUUCUGUGUUACCAUUAGUAAUGCCACAGGCAGGAGAUGAGGCUACAGGAGCAUAGGAAUUUCCAAAAAUUGCAACCGGGACUUUAUUCUCAGCUGCUCUUAUGGGAAUCUUGAUGGAAUUAGAGUUUUGUAAAAUUCAGAAAACAGCUAUGCAAUGAUCAAAGUGUUACUUUUGAAUAAGAUAUCACAGCUGUGCUCUGUUUGUAAGUUGUACAAUGAUUAUUUUAAAAAAAAUGUAUAAUGAAAACUGCAGUCUUGUAACAAUUAUUGCAGAGUACUUGUGGGAGAAGAGAAGCCUUUUCUAGUUUCAUAGUUCUUGCAUAAGCAUUACAUACUUUUCCCGUUAUCAAGAGGAAAUUCAGACCUGGUCUACAGCUGCUGCAGUCAACAAUACAGCAUCUCUACAAAUCCACUUUGAUUUUUAGUUCAGCCGCUCCAUGGUCUUAUAAGAAAUAAGCUAAUAAUCAGAGUACUGCUGUAAGCUGAGCACUGUCUUUUGUAAUUCCCAAGUGAACUGAGCCCGAGUUCAAUGGUAAAUAAGAAUUUUGUCUUAGCAAAUUGGGUUGUAGAUGAGGUACCAAACUCCACAAGACAUUGCAGGUGGUGUACGUAGUGGGUCUAUGAAAAUGAAGCAAAUUAUCUUCUAUUCUAAAUAGACAAAUCUUUUGUAACACAUUUUGAAAGAAACUGUUUUAUUCCGUAUAUUAAAAUGUUGGGGAGGAGGGAGAGAAAGGAAGAUGAUUAUGUUCUGUUUUUCAGAAGGAGAAGAAUUGAUAUCACCCUUUGAUUAUAAGUGGAAUAGAGAACUGUGAUGCUUUCAGUUACAUAACGUGUCUCAGGGAAUUUUAUACUGUAAAGUCUCUUCAUCUUCAUAGAGUGGAGUAACUUUGUAUUAAUCAUGUAGAUUAACACUCAAUAAAAUCACAGAAAGGAAGUA